Molecule: messenger RNA, 1842 nt
Organism: Alternaria viburni
Lineage: Eukaryota; Fungi; Ascomycota; Dothideomycetes; Pleosporales; Pleosporaceae
Exons: 2
Coding region: 1-1842 (613 amino acids)
Biological process (GO): transmembrane transport
Molecular function (GO): transmembrane transporter activity
Source: RefSeq, a predicted model, not a curated record
AUGCAGGCGACCGAUACUACGAAGAUGGCGGAUGGCGCAAGCACGAUUGAUGAGACUGCACAAGUACCUGAACGUUCUGAACCGAGAUUGGAAGAACCAAAGGAGCAUUUCGAGAAUGUGUCCGCGAAUGAUGAUACGACCGACCAAGCGCAUACCCGCGAUCCAGAAAAGACCACGCCACCCUCAGUAUCAUCACCAAACACCACCGACCCCUCACACCCAGAUAAAGAGAAGAGCACAGCAGAAGUCAUCGCAAAGGAAAAGACCGCCGAUGACACAACCCCCGAAGACACAACCCCCUCCUCCGAAUCACAAUACCUCUCCGGCCCCAAACUCGCCAUCCUAACCCUCGGCCUCUGCCUAACCACCUUCGUAAUCGCCCUCGACAACACCAUCAUCGCAACCGCAAUCCCCCGCAUCACCACCGUCUUCAACAGCCUCGAAGAUGUAGGCUGGUACGGAUCGUCCUACCUGCUCACCACGACAUCCCUCCAGCCCUCUUUCGGGAAAGUGUAUACCUACUUCGAUGUAAAGUAUACGUAUCUGUCUGCUUUGGUCCUGUUUGAGGUGGGCAGUGUCAUUUGUGCCGCAGCGACUAGUUCGGCGAUGUUUAUUGUGGGCAGGGCGGUUGCGGGUGCGGGGGCGGCGGCGUUGUAUUCGGGGGGUAUGACGAUUAUUGGGUUUUCGGUGCCGUUGAGGAAGAGGGCUAUUUAUAUUGCGGCGCUGUCGUCUAUGUUCGGCAUCGCAUCUGUCGUUGGGCCGAUCCUUGGUGGUGCGCUUACGGAUCGAGCAAGCUGGAGAUGGUGCUUCUGGAUUAACCUUCCGUUCGGUGCUGUGUCGCUGGGCGUGGUGUUCUUCUUCUUUACGAAUCCGAAAAGGAUGUACUCGCAUCUGCCGGUGAAGCAGCGGCUGAAGAAUAUUGACAUCGUGGGGGCUGUGUUCUUGAUCUGUGCGAUUGUUUGUUUGCUGUUGUGUCUGCAGUGGGGUGGGUUUAGUUACUCGUGGAGUGACUCGAAGGUUUGGGGGACGCUGCUGGGCUUCGGACUGCUCAUCUCUGUCUUCAUCGGCUUGCAGAUACGCAAGGGAGAUCGGGCAACGAUACCCGUUCGCGUGUUUACGCAGCGAACAGUGCUGGUCAGUUGCUUGUACUCAACAUUACUAUCCAUGGCUCUGUACACCCACAUCUUCUACCUCCCCUUCUACUUCCAAGCCAUCAAAGGCACCUCCGCCGAAGAAUCCGGCAUCCGCACCAUCGCCUACCUCGUCAGCAUAACCGUGUCCUCCAUCGUAAUCGGCGGCCUCAUCACCCUCGUCGGCUGGUACGCCCCCUUCAUGUGGUUCGGCAGCGCCAUCUUCGCCAUCGGCGCCGGCAUGCUCUACACCCUCACCGUCCACUCCCCACCCGGCCAAUGGAUCGGCUACCAGAUCCUUGCGGGUAUCGGCGCAGGAGCCGGUGUGCAGAUCCCGUUUGUCGCCGUGCAGGUUGUUACGAACGAGACGGAUAUGCCUACGGCCAAUGCAUGCGUUAUGUUUUUUAAUUCGCUGGGCGGCGCGCUUUCGAUAAGUAUUGCGCAGAAUAUCUUUGUUAAUACGUUGGCGAAGGAGCUGCCGAGGUAUGCGCCGGGGUUUGAUGCGCGCAUCGUGGCGAAUGCUGGGGCGACGAAUUUGAGGAAUGUUGUGCCGGGGGAUAUCUUGCCGGGGGUACUGCAUGGUUACAACAACGCGAUCGUCACGGCUUUCAUACUGGCGAUUGCGACGAGUAGUGUGGCUUUCUUUGUUAGUCUGGGUAUGGAGCAGAAGAGUGUCAAGGGGAAGAAGAUCAUGGCCGGUGGUGCGGCAUAG